CUCCUCAUCCCUUCCCACUGUCCCCUCAUGCACAUGCAACAGGUUCCGAAUUUCGAAUCCUGCAAUCAAUUACGACUUCUUUAAUCAACCGUGUGAGCCCAAGCUAUCGGUAAGCAUCAAGUGUGACGCCCAUAUUGGACUCACGGACACGGCACGGAACUGGCUCGUAACGCCUCGAUGAAACCCUCUCCGCGGCCGCCAUGAGUGCUUCGAUUUUCGAUAUACAGAGAGAACUUAUUCUCGACACCAUCCGAAAGAAUGCACCGGGAGAGUGGAAAGUCCUCAUCCUCGAUCAGACCAGCCGGAAGCUGGUCGAGAACGUCGUCAAUGAGGACGACAUCAUCAAAGAAAAUGUCUUGAAAAUCGAAGACAUCGAGGCGCGACGCCAGUCCGACCCUGAGAGCGAUGUUAUAUAUAUCCUUACCCCCGAGCAGCACAUUGUGGACUGUCUUAUGGCGGACCUGGAGAAGAGGAGGUACCGGAGAACAUUCCUAGUAUGGACAUCAAUAUUGCCGCCAGAGCAGAGACAGCGUAUCGAUCGCUCGAGCUCAGGACGAGAUCAGAUUGCCAAACUUGGGAUCACGCAUCUGGAUUUCUAUCCUCGAGAGUCACAUCUCGUCACAUUCCGAGAUCCAUGGAGCUUUCCGAUCCUAUAUCAUCCGAGGUGCAGCAAUUUGGUCCAGAAACACAUCUCGGACCUGGCUCAAAAGAUUGUCGGGAUCUGUAUUGCCCUAGGAGAAUACCCUACGAUCCGCUACUACAAACCGAAGGAUCCCCUCCCUUCGCACGAGGCGCAUGUUCUCAGCGACUUCAUCGCCCAAGCGGUCCAAGAUGAGAUCGAUAUGUAUCGUAAAUACCACCAGGACAGCUUUCCACCGGCCACCACUCGUCCCAAAGGCGCACUGUAUAUCCUCGACCGGUCGAUGGAUCUGUUCUCGCCGUUCCUCCACGAAUUCACCUACCAAGCCAUGGCGCACGACCUGCUGCCGAUCCGCGACGGCGAUAAAGUCACGUUCCGCACACUGAUCAACGAAGGGCGACCGGAUGCGGAAGAGAAAGAGAUGGAGAUCGGGGAGAAGGAUCAGCUCUGGGUGGAGAACCGGCAUCGGCACAUGCGGGACACGCUGGAGAAGCUGAUGAGCGAUUUCAAGAAGUUCUUAAAGGAGAACCCGCAUUUUGCGAAUAGCGGCAACGCGAGCAGCCUGAAUGCGAUCAAGGAUAUGCUUGCGGGGCUUCCGCAGUUCCAGGAAAUGAAAGAUGCGUAUACGCUUCACAUUAAUAUGGCCGAGGGCUGCAUGGAAAUCUUCCAGAAGCACAAGCUGCCGGAGAUCGCGCUCCUAGAACAGACACUCGCAACCGGACUCGACGAAGACUAUCGCAAACCCAAAGGCCUUGCCGACCAACUCGUCCGCAUCGUCGACGAAGCGGACGUCACCCCCGCAGAUCGCCUCCGCCUCCUCGCCCUCUUCUCCAUCUACCAAGACGGUCUCAUACCCGCCGACCGCAACCGCCUCUUCGCGCACGCCGCCCUCCCUCCUUCCGAUGAAUCCAUCCUCCUCAACCUCUCCCUCCUCGGCGCCCGUAGCGACCGGCCCCUCGGCACCAAACGCCCCCCCCGCCCGCCAACCCGCCCUUCGCGCUCUCCUCGACGCCCACCCAACGAGUUCCACGCCCUCACCCAGGAGAACGCCUCCAGCGCCUCCCUCCGCACCACCGAGCGCGCAAAGCCCACCUGGGCACGCAGCCGCCUCAACUCCGUCGAGCCGCGUCAGCGCGUCGUGGUGUUUAUCGCGGGGGGGGCGACGUUCAGCGAGGCGCGUGCGUGCUACGAGGUGUCGCGUGCGACCGGGCGCGACGUGUAUCUUGCGACUAGCCACAUGCUCACCCCCGCGCUGUUUCUGAGGCAGUUGGGGGAUCUGUCAAGGGAUCGGGCGCAGUUGCGGAUCCCGGCGUUGAUGCCGCGGCCGAAGGCGCCGGCGCAUUUGUUUGAGGAAAGGCCGGCGGUGGGGUCGACGCCGUCGGGGGGAAGUGGGAGGUCGGGGAGGCCGGUGGGGAUGGCGGGAGGGCCAGGACAGGGGUUGCCGAUUAGGCCGGGGGCCAGUCGGUCGGUGACGGAGGAGAGCCAGGCGCCGUCGUCGUCGGCUACUUCGCAGAAUGGAGGGGGGAAUGAGCGGAAUGAGCGGAAUGGGGGGAAGUUGACGAAGGAUCCGGAUCGGAAGAAGAAGAAGCUCCAUUUCUUGUCGAAGAAAUAAGUGGAGGGAGGGGGGAUCGCUGGCGACGGUGUCUAGGAUGGCAUUGGAUCGCGUGUCUCGUAAUGGAAAUGUGAUGCGGCACUUAUUUAUGAUGCGGGACGUGACACCGGAUAGCCGAAUGUAUGUCGGGUAGAAGUGCAUAUUUCACGAAAUUUGUUUUCAUUGUAACGAUAUCUGAGGAUGUUCUCAACCGUACUUCAUCCACCGUCUCAGAAAAUCGGUAUCAUUUCUUAGGAAAUCUGCAUUCACUCUACAGUGAUGUCACCAUCCCUCCGCCCACAGCUCCAUCACAACAUCCUCCCACAUUCUCUCACGCCGUUGCCCCCUCCCCAUACCCCUUCUGAAUCGCCGCCUCCAACGCCUUCGGAUUCGCGCCCAACACACUGCCAAUAUUCUCCCCGUUCUUGAACAGCAGAAACGUCGG
Eremomyces bilateralis CBS 781.70 is the source of this 2676-nucleotide messenger RNA. Its product is annotated as Sec1-like protein. NCBI's taxonomy places the organism in Eukaryota, Fungi, Ascomycota, Dothideomycetes, Eremomycetales, Eremomycetaceae. Gene Ontology annotation, molecular function: syntaxin binding. The coding region runs from base 201 to 2252 and encodes 683 amino acids. Gene Ontology annotation, biological process: intracellular protein transport; vesicle-mediated transport. Gene Ontology annotation, cellular component: plasma membrane; secretory granule. The record is from RefSeq and is a predicted model, not a curated record. The transcript is spliced from 8 exons.